Molecule: messenger RNA, 8610 nt
Organism: Poeciliopsis prolifica (blackstripe livebearer)
Lineage: Eukaryota; Metazoa; Chordata; Actinopteri; Cyprinodontiformes; Poeciliidae
Product: rab11 family-interacting protein 2
Exons: 6
Coding region: 381-1808 (475 amino acids)
Biological process (GO): regulated exocytosis
Cellular component (GO): endosome; phagocytic cup
Molecular function (GO): small GTPase binding
Source: RefSeq, a predicted model, not a curated record
UCCGUCCCGACAGCAAUGCGCUGCUCCUGCUACAACAACAAGUGACAUUUGCGGCCGUCUGAGCCGCAGGGAGCAGCGGGUGAAUGUAUCAGCGGACGGGUCGUGUAUCUGCCGAAGCCCCGGAUGUGUGUGCGGCGUCGGCGGAAAUGACCAUGAGAUGACUCAGCAGUGGCUUGGACAUCGAUGAUUCAACAGAAGAUGAGGCGUGCUCUGUUUGUCCGACUCGUCAUCGCUUGUUACCAUAGCUACAUAAACCACUCUGACAUGGACACUACCCUAUAGGAAAUCAUGCUUUUUGCAAACUGAAGUCACUAAAAUACGUUUUUGUCUAAAUUAGUAUUAUUAUUUUGAAUGGGUUUUUGCUAAUUUUCUGUGAUAAAAUGUCCCUGGCUGAGCAGUCUCAGAAAUGGUUUCCAACCCAUGUCCAAGCCACCGUUCUUCAGGCGUCCGGUUUACAGCCUAAAGGCAAAAAUGGCACCAAUGAUGCCUACACCAUCAUCCAGCUGGGGAAGGAGAAGUACUCCACGUCGGUGGCGGAGAAGACGGCCGACCCCGUCUGGAGGGAGGAGGCGUCCUUCGAGCUGCCCGGUCUGCUUCUGGAGGGGAACCCCGAAGUGUACGUGCUGUCGCUCACAGUGAUGCACCGCUCGUUGGUUGGGAUGGACAAAUUCCUGGGCCAGAAGACGAUCAACCUCAACGAAAUGUUUGAUAACAAGCAACGAAAGAAAACCGACUGGUUCUCCUUGGAGUCCAAGCCGGGGAAGAAGAAGAAGGACCGGGGUCGGAUCGAGGUCAGCAUCCAGUUCAUGAGGAACAAUAUGACGGCCAGCAUGUUCGACCUCUCCAUGAAGGAGAAGCCGCGCUCGCCCUUCUCCAAGCUGAAGAACAAGGUGAAAGGUCGCAAAAACGACGGCGGGGGCGGCUACAGCGACACGUCUUCGGCCAUCUUGCCCCGCUCUGUGGUUUGCGACGUGGAGCCGAGCGGCCGGCCGGCGGCGGCGGAGACGAAGCCGGAGAUGAAGGCGAAGCGGCCGCUGCUGUCCGGGGGCCAGAAGCUGUCGGCGGCCCACUCCAUGUCCGACCUCAUCGGGAACCACUUCCGACCCAAACUGGACUCCAUGAACUCCAUCGAAGAGAGCGGAAGUACAGGUGGCCCUCACCGGCGUUCCCAGAGCGAGGUGCCUGGAUACCAGGACGGAGAAGCACACAGUGACCCUUUCACUGAUAUCAGUGACACCCUGCCACAGAAGUAUGCCACGCUCCCACGCAACCGCAACCCGUUUGAGGGCGAGCGGGGGCAGCAGCCGUGGGAGCGGGCGGAGCGGAGGGAGAAGAAGGAGAAGGUCAGCCUGCUGGAACGUGUGACGGGGAAGAAGGAGGGCCGCAGGGCCGGCAACGGGGGCCGAUCGGGGAGCUCCGGAGACCUGCGCUCUCCCAACCCGUUCAGCGCCGACGCCGCGGCCGACACCAACCCGUUCAGCUUCAGCUACAAAACCAGUGACAACAAGCAGACAGGAAACGAGGACGGCCUCUUUGGGCAGAAGAAGAAGAAGAAGGACAUUUUCGGCAAAAAACAUGUGGCACCACCAGACACGGCAGCCAACUACAGCAACCUGACCUUUGACGAGGUCGUCCAGGAACUCAUCAAGCAGAAGGAAGUGGUCCGGAAGAAAGACGCGCACAUCCGGGAGCUGGAAGACUACAUCGACAACCUGCUGGUCCGCGUCAUGGAGGAGACGCCCAGCAUCCUACGGACUCCCUACGAGCCCAAAAAGAAGGCCGGUAAACUCUCAAAAAAGAAGAGCUAAAAACAAACACUGGAUGAAAAGUCGUUAGUAAAAGUUCAGAAGGAGAUCGGGGGUCAAGGGUCGAUCACAUUCAAGUAGCUCUACUUUAACUUCCUCUUUUAAUUUAAAUUUUGGGGUUGCUUUUAAUAUUUGUUGCUGUACUGAAAGACAAAUGAUUCAUUGAUGUUUGAAGUCAAGACAUUAGCUUGAGAAGGUUUUGGUCUGGAUUAUUUUAAGCUCUGUAGUAAUUUAUUGCACAUCCAUUUGCCAUAAUCGGCUGCGAUGCUUCCAGACUUGUUUACCGGACGCGUUAGCUGCUGUUACGUUACAAAUCAAGCUGUUUACAAUCGAUUCCAAACAUUUUAGACCGGCAGGUCUGUCCUCUACAGAUAUUCCUAGACUGACUGGAAGAUGUUUUCCCAAGAACAAAUGUUUGUGUUUUUUAAUGUUAUGAGUUGGAGGGGUUCAAACUUCACUUGCAAUAAGUGCAAUAUAAUCACUACGGAAACAUGUUGCUUUACAACCUGCUGGUAUUUCUCUUGUUUACAUUUGAAUCGUACGUUUGCGUUGAACUCGCCUCUUCCUGUUGAUCUGAUUGGUCGUUUCCUUCGAAGCUCUGCUGCUGAUGGUAUUAAUGGUACACAUGUGGAUCUAUGCUGCACAAUCCUUUAUUUAUAAGUGUUUUAUAGCUCAUAUGAAUGUUACUUUAAUCACUGGAACGUACUGUUGGUGAAAAUCAAAUAUAAUUUUUUCCCAAGGUGUUCAAAAUGAAGUGUUCUCUAAAAAUGUCUUGAAAGAAAAGACUUAGUUGGCUGCAUCUUUAUGAUCACUCCUGAUUUUGAAAUGUUUGCUUCACUUUCUGGAUGUUGGUUUCUAAAACGGAGACAGAAGAUCAUCCAGAACUUCUGUAAGAUAAACUGAAGUUACAAACUGAUUUUUUUUGUCAGUGAGAUAAAGAUUUCGCUUUCCAAUUAAACAGGACGAUGUUUCUUAUAAGAGGAAUUUUUUUACUUCCGAUGCGAUGCCGAUAUUGGAGCUUUAAGUAGCGACUGAUACCGACAUUAAUCCAAUAAGACACAUAUAGGGCUCAGACUGGUGCUUGAAAUUCAUGGAAAUGCUUGAAUUUCUAUUCUGUGUUGUCAGGGUUUGGAAAGUCCUUGAUUUCUUUGUAAAAUUCUUCAAAGUCUUUGGUUUGGUGCUGAAGUUAUUCAAACUCCACAGUUUUGCAUUAAACAUCAUUUACAGUUGAAACCAGAUUUUCAAAGAUAAUAAAAUGACAGAUAAUAAAAUUUUUUCUCGACGUCUGAAGGUAAAUCAGACUAAACUUUUCUUGUUUUAGGUUAGUUGGAAUCAUCAAAAUUAUUUCUAUUUGCUAAAUGCCAGAAAACUUAGCAAGAACAUUUUCUGGAGUUUUUUUUGCAACAUUCUCAGGUGUAUAGGAUAUUGCAAGAUGUUUCAAAACAUAAAAUUUUGUUUCAUUUUAGUUUACCUUGACCCUCCAGCAGGAUAAAGAAUGCUAGGCCGUUCACCAUAACAUUUCUUUGGAUGAUAAAUUGUCCCAGAAGCCAUUGCAAAAAACAAUAAUAUUGAUGUUUUGAGGCCUAUUUCAGGUAACAUAAUGGUGUAAUAAUACAAGAAAACAUUCUCAAAGAUCAUUAAACAAAUAUCUAAAAUAAACAAAACGGCAAAUAAAAUGAAUAAUGAAGUCUGUAAACAAAAUUGAAGGCCAAUUUUGUUUACCAAAGCACCAGACUGAAGACUUUUAUCACCCAAUUUUUCAUAGAAAGAGAAAAACGAGAAAUGAUUCCAAUGAAAAUUAGUGAAUUUGUUGUAAUUUAUCAUGCGACUUACUGCGAAAGGCCUAGUUUGAAUAGAAAUUCCUUGUUCAGAGACUGUCAGGAAAAUGACUGUAAGGAAGUGGUUGUUGUGGAGCAACAGAUCGAAUCGCUCUUUGCCAGCCACAUGGAGAGACAUCAGUACGAUGAUUAGCAACUAUAUCAACUUGUGUGGACAACACAGUGAGAGGCUUCUCCGAUCAUAAACCCUGUGAGCUAACAGGACCGUUAAACAACUAAAAAAGAACCUAUUUAAUUGAAUUUGUUUACAUAACAUGUGCCUAUCAGUUUGAUAUGUUAUCGAUUUAUACAUGGACUCAUAACCAUAAUGUAUGGGAGCCAAAAGCUUUAUAUUUAUCUAACUGACACGCAAAUUAAAAUAUAACACUUGUUUUUUUCUUCUGUUUUAAACAUUAAAUUAAAGCCACCAUUAAAACACAGAGCAAACGUACAAAAUCAGAGUGAAUUAUUCUGAAGCUGGAAAUCUGGUUGCUGGUGUUGUAGGUGGAUCUGGUCCUAAUGGGUAAACUCUGCCUUGUGCCUCCGUAUUAAUCUGAUUUUUCUUUUAACAUUCCUCAGACUUUUAUACUUUCUGAGACCUAAUGGCUCAUUUGUUCAUAAUUUUUAAGGGUACAAACACUUUUAGAUGUCAUUUAGUUCAGAUAUAACACUGUUCAUUAUUAUUUUGAUGUUUUAUCAGCUUUUUCUUACCUCUGUGAGCCUAAAUAACAUGACUUGUUAUUUAAAGCAACUCUUUCUAACUCUGUUUCCAGUCGAGAAGUGUUAAAUAUUUGGCUGUUUAGCGAGUGGAGCUGAAACUGACAGAUUUACAUGUGUAAUUGAAAUGUGCAGUGCACCUCUCAUUUUUAAUUUACGAUCCUUGUUUCUUUUCCCUUUCAUUGUAAACAUUCAGCAACCUUUUCCUCUAAAACCGAUCAGACCACUUCCACUCAAAUAAAGUAAGAGUUACGAGAGAAAAUCCUUGUUUUUGCUGGAGGGAAAACGGAUUCGACCCAAAUGUUGAGAAGUCGUUCAUUUUGUUUUAUUAAGGUUAAGGUCUUUUCUGGCCCGCAGAAACAACUUUCUUUUCUCCUUUAUCAUCAACACGUUAAAGCAUGUUAAAUUUAUUAGUGAGCAAAUAAGAAGAAAAAGAUUCAAAAUGAAGUUAUUUUGCAUUUUUAAUUGGGGAGAAAACAAAAGAAAUAUCCUCUGAAUACUCUUAACUUGACAGUUUUGGCUCAGUUUUGUUUUAAAAUGUUUGGCCCCCCUGUAAAUAGUUAAUGUGCUUUAUCUACAUUGAAACGACCAUUAACUGAAUCCAGUUUUAUCAAUUUAUCAGUAAUCUGCUGUACUUUCCAAAAGUAUUAAAACCCAUUGAACUUUUCCACAGUUUCUUCGAUUUAAACCACAAACUUAUUAGGAUUUAGUGGGAUUUUAUAAUGGGGUCGACUGAUAAAUCGUCCCAGUGCGAUUAACAAUAGUCAGCACUGUUGCCAACUUCGGCACUUUGUUGCUAUAUUCAGCAACUUUUGAGAUAAAAGAAUCGAAAUCAGCAGAUCAGACUUUUUAAAGAUUGAAGAUUGGCCUGAAAACUGCAUUCAGCACAACAAUUUAAUUUUAAAAUUAUAAUUUUGCAAAUAAAACUCUUUCUUAGGGGGUUGUGUUUGUAUUUAAUGCUCUUAUUUAAUACUAUAUUGAGCAAGUUUUUGCAUCUUGAACAGCUUUACAUUCAGUUGAAACCAGUUAAUUACAUAAAAAGAGACAUUUUUUCUCACUGUAUUGAAGUUAAAUUUGACUAAACUUUUCUUUUCAGCUUAGUUGGAAUCACUGAAAUUAUUUGUAUUUACUAAAUGGCAGAAAACAUAGCAAGUAUUUGUAUUUACAUUUAGAGAAGUCCUUUCUUUCACAAGACAGACUUUUAACCCUGAUACUGACCAAAUUCGACGAACGUCACAAAGAAACCUCUAAAUAUUUUCUAUCAUUUAGCAAAUACAGAUAAUUUUAGUAAUUCUAACUAAGUUAAAACAAGAAAAGUUUAGUCAGAUUAAUAUUUCAGAGUGAGGGAAAAAUCACGUGUUUUUAUUGGGUGUAUGUAAAUUUCUGGUUUCACCUGAAUCUAGAAACUGAACCUUUGAUUAAAUUAAUGUUUGCAAUCGGUGGCUGUUACAAAAACAAACAGGAAAUGUUUUUAUCAUAAUUGCAACAAAAAUGUUAAUUUUAGUACUUUUUCUAUAAGUUCUCAAGCAAAAUCUACUUUUAGUAUCUAAAACAUGCUUUUAAGAGUAACUGACUUCAACUGUCCAAAGAUCUUUCUUUAUUUUCCAUAUUUAUAGAAAAAAUUCACCUCAUUUUGAAAUGUGUUUUUUAUUCCAUAAUAGAGGAUUCUGUUCUAAAAUUUGAAAACAUAUUAAUGUAAUAUUCACUUGUUGGUUUUGUAGGUACGUGUAAAUCGUCACUUGUGGUGAGUUUAUUUUUUACUUUAGAAAAAGCUGCCAACUUUUCCUAAGAAGUUUUUUGUUUGUUUUUCUUGAACUUUCAUUUAUUUCUUGUUGGUUGAAAUGUUGGACACAGCAGCAAAAACGCAAAACUUUACCAAGUACUUUUGGCUUCUAGUGUAAAUAUCUUAGUACAGGUGAAAUACAAGAAAACAAGCUAACGAGUAAGAGGAGUUUGCGUUAAGUCGGUAAUUUCUGAAUAUUGAUGAAAUUUACUGCGUAAACAGUUGGUCUAGAACUGGGUUGCUGGCCGGUGUUGCCAGGUAACGGCACAUUUUGUUUGCAAAAUAAUCUGCCUUAAACAAUAUUAGGAAUUAUUUACUUAAAAUGAGUUGUUAGAUUUUGCUGAAUUGUUGCUUUUUAUUUCAAGUUUACUAUGAUAUUUGCACUACAAAAAUUGCCAAAAAUACUUGGUAAGCUGUUGUGUUUUUGCAGUGUGAAGCCUCCUCACUGGUCAGAUUAUCCUCCAGUUCAAACAUUUGACUGGUUUCCAUUCACAUAUUACUUUCUGCUGCUGUGAAAUCGUCGUUCUGCUGCUCUGCGAUGGUUUUUCCCGACUGGAGGCCAAAAUCUCCCGGUACUGAAUGUAUUCUGCUCUUCUUUUGUAAAGUGGAAACACUAUGAAGGCCGUUGACACGCUUGCCUUUAAAGUAUUGGCUUCAUCCUGUUCGCUGGCUAACGUCACACCCUUCAUUCAGGAUUGUAAAUGAAUGAGCUUCUGCUGGAACUGAUUUGUUUUGUUUUUUCUGAUGCCAAAAAAUGUCAGAUUUGGUGUGAGUAUGAUGUGAUGCUAUGCUGCCUGCUCGCUCCAGCUAAAGCUGUCAUUUUAUUUAGUUCUCUUGUUUUUUUUUUUGCGUGUUCUCGGGCCUUUCUGAACUCUUGGUACUUCCAUUGUACAUAUUGUGUAGAUGAUUUGUGACUUUUAGUCAUUAUUGGGGAUUUUUCUGCCUACUCGAGUACCACAUUUCAAAAUAUGGGGGAUGAAACUGGCUUAUAAGUGAAAUGAAUGCCUGUAUGAAUUUUUGUCAGACUAAACGUCGCGGCGAUUGUGGAACAGGUUGUUUACCCGCACAAUCUUCCCCCAAAGCCUGAUUGCUUUGCUUUACUGACAGAAUGUAAAAGAAAAGGUCUGACGACGUUUUAAUGUCGAAUAAAUGUGGACCCUGAGGUUAUUUAGUUCAAAUGAAAGCUGAAGGAGGGGGGCGGCGGGGUGACUAGUUCAAAUUAAUUAAUUUUGCCUGUCAUUUCUUUGUUUUCUUUUAGCUUGAUUAUUGCAUUUGCUUUAUGCUUCUGCAUAAUUGUCUUCUUUUGUAGACGUCAAACUAAAACACAAAUCUAGAUGUCAUUCAUUUUGCACAGCGAAUGUAGAGGAUCCACUCUGCAGGGAGACUGAGCUGCAUCAUGAUUGUUGAUUUAUUUUAUUCAUUAAAUGUUUUGCGGUUUAUUAGCACCGCUAGUAGAGAUGUGUGAAAAGCCUUAAAAUAAAUCAACUCUAGCUGGAUGACAAAUUGCCCCAGAAGUUAUUCAAAAAUAACAAUGAUAUUGUUAUUUUAGUACAGUGUAAUGCAAGUUCGCCCUUGCAAAGACCAAUAAACUUUAGUUUUCUAAAGAACAGUUAACACUGGAGCUGGAAGAUAUUGCAAAUAUCUAAAGUAACACACAAUAGAACAAUAAAUAAACCAGAAAUAGACACCAUACACAACCAAAACCACAAAUAAAAUGGAUUUUGUCUUCCUUGUAAACAAAAUUUCCCUUAAAAAUUAAUCAGCAGAAUGUAAAUUAUCAAGCUCAUUUUAAUUUAUCAUGAAAUUAAUUGCUUAUUUCAACAGGCUUAGCUGUUGCAUAAUCUCACAGAUUUUAAAAAAAACCAACUAAUUUUUAAUCUGAGUACAGUUAUUCUUGGCAAAUGAUCAAAUUUCCAGCAUUUCUAACAAAUGGAACUGAAGCAUUUUUUUUGUUUCUACAUUUCUUUUUGAGGUUGAUAUAAUCUGUGACUUCCUGCUUCUCAGGGUGUAAAUAACUUUUACACCCAGAGUCUUUUUACACACAUUUUUGACGGGUGCCAAUAAACAUGAAGGAGUUUUCAAAUCCACUAAGGCCUGAAAAUGUUUGGAUGUUUCUGCUUAAAGCUACCUUCUGUCAUAAAAGAUGAAAGUUAAUCACAAUACUUUGUGGUGUUUAUAGUGGGAAAUGUUGAUAUUGAUGACAAAACUGCCCAGUUUCACAUGAUUAAGUUCAGUGUGUCAGUUACAUCAAGGUGAGGUUAGGGGCUAGCAUCAGUUUUUUUAAUGGUACACUAGUAGAAUAUGGAGUUGAAUGUCAUUCCUGCAUGUCCGUCACAUGUUUUUGUAUUUCACAUCUGCCAGAUUUUGUGGCUUUUCUUGGUCAUUAAGCCUUUAUUUCCCACAAACUGGCUUCAUUUUUAUCAAAUGUCAUCCAACCCAGGUAUAGUUGGUGAAACUCUAAGCUGGUUGACAAGUUUUUUUUUUUUUU